Molecule: messenger RNA, 699 nt
Organism: Hydra vulgaris (swiftwater hydra)
Lineage: Eukaryota; Metazoa; Cnidaria; Hydrozoa; Anthoathecata; Hydridae
Source: RefSeq, a predicted model, not a curated record
AUGUCUAUUAAGUCAGUUAAGUAUUUAUAUAAAUAUGUCUAUAAGGGGCAUGAUUGUGCUCAUGUGUUAAUUAAUGAAAGUCUUGACCAUGAUGAAAUUAACACAUAUUUAGAUUGUCGCUUUGUUUCUGCACCAGAGGCUCUUUGGCGAAUAUUUGAGUAUUCCAUAAGUGAUAUGUCACAUACUAUUAUCCGCCUUCAAGUCCACCUUCCUGAUAAUCAGAGGGUAUAUUUUAACGAAGGAGAAGAACGAGUAGCUAUAGAUCGUGCUGCACAGCGUGACACUCACCUAACCGCUUGGUUUAAAUUAAAUGCUGAGAUAAAUGAAGCACGUCAGUAUUCUUAUGUUGAAAUUCCAUAUCACUUUGUUUUUGAUGGUAAAAAUUGCAAGUGGAAAGUAAGACAAAGAGGCAGUGAUAAGGUGAUUGUGCGAAUGUAUAAAGUCAAUCUAACCAGUGAAGUAUUUUUUCUUAGAUUGUUGCUUUUGCAUGUAAAAGGUGCAAUGUCUUUUGAGGAUUUGCGUACUAUUCAUGGCACUGUUUUUAAUACAUUUCGUGAAGCAUGUUAUCGAUUAGGUCUAUUGCAAGAUGACAUUGAAUGGAGAAAUACAUUAACUGAAGCUGUAGCAACUCGAAUGCCUAAACAAAUUAGGCAACUGUUUUCCAUUGUAUUGACUUUAUGUGAAUCUGAUGAUCCUUGA